AUGGCUACCUCAGGUGAGUGCUACGAUGCUUCGCAAGCACCCAAACUCGGGCGGAGGCUGAUCGGGACCUCACCCCCACACCCCCGAUCUGCGUGACACGAAUCAUGACUCAACGCUCCUAUUCCGCGGUACAGUCCUCACCCAUCCCUGGAUCGCGACCCCAACCGAUGGGAUCUUUGAUUCAGACACACUCGAUGCCCAACUCCAAGUCGAACACACCAUCUCGACGCUCCUGACCAAACAAAUGACCAGCUUCCUCCCCGCGACACUCGAUCGUUCCUCCCACCUCAACUACCUCACCGGCAUGCUGUCCCGCCCUCUUCCGGCGCCGUUCGUCGCUCUGGAUGCUUCGAGACCUUGGUUGUUGUAUUGGACGUUGCAUUCGCUUGCUUUGUUGGAUGCCGAGCUCGAUCAAGCAGCGCUUCAACGGAUCGUCGAUACGCUCAAUGCCUGUCAAAACGAGGACGGUGGGUUCGGGGGUGGACCAGGUCAGAUCAGUCAUUUGGCACCUUCGUAUGCGGCUGUUUGUGCGCUCGCGUACUGCGGUCAGAUAGGCUGGGAUAUCAUCGAUCGGUGAGUGCGGUGUCCUGAGAAUAGAGGCGAGGGUCUCCCUUUUGGCUGAACGCGUACUCUUGGGUGUCGAUAGGGAGGGGAUGCAUCGUUUCUUAUUGAGCGUAAAACAGCCUGAUGGAUCAUUCAUCAUGCAUAAAGGAGGAGAAGUCGAUGUUCGGUAGGUCUCAAGCCUUCCACUGUCAUUGCAGACCUUCGCCGACUGGCGAAUCUCCCGUCGAUCACACAGAGGAUGUUACUGCGCUCUCACGGUCGCCACACUCCUCAACAUCUUCACCCCGUCACUUGCACACAAUACUUCAUCCUUUAUCGCUUCAUGUCAGACGUACGAAGGUGGACUCGCGUCUUCCUCCCACGCAUUCGCUUCGUCCUCUUCGGUCGAGCAACAAUUCUCUUCAACCUCUUCGCACCCCCCCUUGGGUGAAGCCCAUGGCGGCUAUGCAUUCUGUGCCGCCGCCUCCUACGCCAUGCUGAGACCUUAUACCGAUCCCAAAUCCCCAACCUAUAUCACCUCAAGCGGAAAGCAGCGCGAAUUGGACCUGGACGCUCUGAUCCGAUGGUCGACGAGCAUGCAGGCGAUGCCGAUCGAGGGAGGAGGAUUCAGGGGGAGGUCCAACAAGUUGGUCGAUGGGUGUUAUAGUUGGUGGAAUGGGGGCUUGUUUGGCGUGAUUGAUGGCUUGUUGGAUGAGGCUGAGGAAGGCGCGGAGGUGGAGAGGAGGGAUAUGUUUGAUCGACGUCAGUUUCCUCUUAGAUAGUGGUGGAAGAUUGUGUUCUUUUCUUUCGGUACUGAUGGGGACUUGACCUCAUUGUUAUACAGAGGCCCUCCAAGAAUAUGUCCUCUACUGCGCUCAAGCACCGACAGGCGGUCUUCGCGACAAGCCAGGGAAGCCCUCCGACGGCUACCACACUUGCUACAACCUCUCCGGCCUGUCCUCGGCACAACACCGAUACCGACAUUCGUGGAAGUCGAUCGAGGAACGGAGAGAAGCAUUUGUUUCGCCCUUCCCUUCGACGACGGAGAAGAGCAAGAUUAUCGAUCUGGACCAAGAAGAAAAUGGGGAGAAGCGGCAAGUCGAGAUGAUCAAGGAUGAAGAGGAAAGUGACGAGGACGCGCAAAAGAGGAUGAGGGAAUGUUGGAGUCGGAGUUUGGGGUGGAAGGCUGGGAUGAAGGCUGUGGUGGUUGGGGAGAAGGAUAAUGAGUUGGCGAGUAAAGUUCUGUGA
Messenger RNA from Microbotryum saponariae, 1791 nucleotides. NCBI's taxonomy places the organism in Eukaryota, Fungi, Basidiomycota, Microbotryomycetes, Microbotryales, Microbotryaceae. The record is from the annotation of a GenBank genome assembly.